Molecule: messenger RNA, 2580 nt
Organism: Daldinia childiae
Lineage: Eukaryota; Fungi; Ascomycota; Sordariomycetes; Xylariales; Hypoxylaceae
Product: putative six-hairpin glycosidase-like protein
Exons: 1
Coding region: 1-2580 (859 amino acids)
Biological process (GO): carbohydrate metabolic process
Source: RefSeq, a predicted model, not a curated record
AUGCGUGCCACUUGGGACUUCGUUAUUAGAGCCUCUUGGGUUCUUAUGGUCGUCUUACCUGGUGUUUUAGCUCAAACGCCCUUUUCCAAUUUCACUAUCUAUCCAAAUACCGCCGCCGCAGCAGAUGCCCCAAAGUAUUACCCCCUAAGACCACCAGCUAUCCCCUUGGCUGUCAGGUCUCCUUACACUAGCGCUUGGUCAUCUACUGCCGGGCAAGGAGCGCUGAGUAAUCGAAACCCCAUAUUCUGGUUUGGCCAGGGUUUAGGAUGGGAAGGAAUUGUGGUAGUCGACGGCAACUCGUUCGAGUACAUGGGCACUUCUAUUAAUGAUUUUCCGGAGCUACCAUACUUCAAUACAACGAUACCUCUUGAAGUAAGGUUCGACUCUCAAUAUUCCAACUUUACUUUCUUAGCUGGUCCGGUAAUUAUUACCGCUAGCUUCUUCUCACCAGUUACGCCAAAGGAUAUCUGCCGAAGCUCUAUUCCCCUUAGUUAUCUAACGACCACGGUCCAGUCAAAUGACGGCCGUCCGCAUAAUGUGAAAUUCUACUCCGAUGUGAACGCCCAGUGGAUUGGAUUGGGGAACGAAUUCGAUAUUAUAAAAGAGUUCCACACCGGCCCUCUAAACGGGAAUGGAACAGGAAACUCGACUGAUGUCCCAACCAGCUGGAUCCUACGACCGAGGUCUCCCGCACUUUUCGCCGAGGCCUCACAGGUCCCGCGAUGGGGAAAUUUCUCUUUCACUACAAGCCCUGCUAGAGCUGCGAACUUUUCGUACCAAAGCGGGUCAGCUACGAGCGUCCGGUUUGGUUUCGUUAACAACCGCGCUCUCAACGACGAUGCUGGCUCGGCAGCUCGCGGCUUUGGGAACCAAGAGCCUGUCUAUGCUUUUGCUCACGACAUGGGCGAUGUGAUAGAGACUUCUGUUCGCUACACCAUCGGUUCAAUUCAGAACCCAAUCGUGAGAUAUCUUCACAAGGGUGGAUUGUCAAACUUAGCGCCGUGGUGGGAGAAAUGCUACGGAGAAAUGCACGAUAUGAUACGUUUCCAUUGGAAUGACUUCGAUACUGUCGCAGCAUUGGCCAACGAGUUUGAAACGCAGCUUCGAGCUGAUGUCGAUGCUUUCUACAAAGGGAGCGAGCCUCCGGUUUAUAGCAAUGGCACAGCUGUUGUUUUUACCAACGACUCGUCUUAUACGGCGCGAGAUGUUCUAAACGGAACUGAUCAGUAUGGACAGCAGUAUAAAUUUGAUCCUGGUUCGGCUUACGGAUUCCUCGAACCAACUAAUGCUACUGGUAUUGCGGUUCCUUUCGUCUCCGAGGCCGAGUCAUACUACGCGAUUGUAGCGUUGUCAGCCAGACAAGUUAUGGGAGCUUACGUUUUUGCUGUCCCUCCAUCAGUGCCCAACAGCUCGAGCGCAGAUGAUAACGUAGAGCCACUCAUGUUCCAAAAGGAAAUAUCCAGUAAUGGCAAUAUCAAUACUGUCGACGUUCUUUAUCCAGCGUCACCAUUCUUCCUUUACGCAAAUCCAAAUCUACUCAGAUACAUAUUCCAGCCUUUAUGCGAAUUGCAAGAAGGCGACUUCUAUCCCAAUACCUACUCGACACAUGAUAUCGGCGCUCAUUUCCCUUUAGCAACUGGUCAUGUCGAAGGCACUGACGAGUACAUGCCGGUGGAGAAUAGCGGAAAUUUCAUCCUAAUGGCCUACGCAUACUACAAAUUCACUGGCGAUUCGAACUGGUUAGUAACUCACUACGAGUUAUUGUCUCAGUUUGCCCAAUAUCUGAUUGACUUCUCGCUCGUCCCCGCGGCGCAACUCAGCACGGACGAUUUCGCCGGCGAACUCGCGAACCAAACAAACCUCGCCAUCAAAGGCAUCGUUGGCCUACAAGCCAUGUCUUCUAUUUCCAGAGUUGUCGGAAACCCAACCGAUGCCGCCAAGUUUUCCGACAAGGCGAUAUCGUACUACGACCAAUGGGAAGAUCUCGCGAUUGAUCCGUCUGGGAAGCACACGCUCCUAGCCUACCAGUGGAGGUCUAGUUGGGGUCUACUUUAUAACAUCUACUUCGACAAGCUCCUGAACAUGGGGCUUGUCAACCCAAAGGUGUACGAAAUGCAAUCUGCAUGGUACGCGAGUGUGUCGCAGACCUUCGGUGUACCCCUGGAUAACCGACACCACUAUACCAAAUCCGACUGGGAAAUUUGGACGGCGGCUACCUGUUCUCCCACCACGAGAAGACUUUUCGUCAAUGCCAUUGCCUACUGGCUAAACGAGACUACCACCAACCUUCCCUUUUCCGACUUAUACGAAGUAGUAGGGACGGGGGAAUACCCGUUGCAGAUAGACCAUUUCAGUGCCCGCCCUGUUGUCGGCGGUCACUUUGCCUUGCUGACUCUUGGGAAGACCGGACAGCUUGCUAAUGCUGCGGGCGGGGAUACGACAGGAAGCUUGUUUACGAAGAACGGCACCGAAGCAUUGCCUGCUCCUGAAGCACCAAAGACUCCUGCUUGGUAUGCAGGGAAACCGUAUAAACAACGGGCUGUCAGGAAGUCACCGCCUCGGCUAGACGAGUUGCGUUAA